Messenger RNA from Drosophila navojoa, 448 nucleotides. It is a transcript of the gene Proc, whose product is annotated as Proctolin. NCBI's taxonomy places the organism in Eukaryota, Metazoa, Arthropoda, Insecta, Diptera, Drosophilidae. The record is from RefSeq and is a predicted model, not a curated record.
CUGCGACUGCGAUGCCGUUGCCCAGGCUGCAAUCGUCGCCGUCGCCGUCGCUGUCGCUGUCGCUGCCGAUGCCUCUGCUGCUGUCGCUGAUGCUGCUGCUGCUCCUGUUGGUGCCGCCGCAGCCUUGCGAGAGCCGAUACCUGCCGACAAGGUCGCAUGGCGACGAAUUGGAUAAGUUGCGUGAGCUGAUGCUGCAGAUUUUGGAGUUGAGCAAUGAGGAUCCACAACAACAACAACAGCCACACCAAAUGCGUCUGCACAAUGAGGCCAACAAUCCGCUGACCGCUCAGCGUGGCAGCAACAGCGGCAGCAGCGCCAAUGCCGCCUGGCUCCAGAAAUUGGGUGCUAUGGGCGCACUCGAUACGGACGCCGGCUAUGGGCGCUACUAAAGAUGAAACACCAAAACCUAAACCAACCAUGACGACCCCCCCAUAAAAUUAUAGAAAAA